Molecule: messenger RNA, 2238 nt
Organism: Diachasma alloeum
Lineage: Eukaryota; Metazoa; Arthropoda; Insecta; Hymenoptera; Braconidae
Gene: Arpc2
Product: probable actin-related protein 2/3 complex subunit 2
Exons: 6
Coding region: 209-1126 (305 amino acids)
Biological process (GO): actin filament polymerization; Arp2/3 complex-mediated actin nucleation
Cellular component (GO): actin cytoskeleton; Arp2/3 protein complex
Molecular function (GO): actin filament binding; structural constituent of cytoskeleton
Source: RefSeq, a predicted model, not a curated record
CCUAAGCACGGUAUUAUUCCACGUUAGAAUCCACUCGAUAAUCCCAUCUCACGGUUUAUUUCCGAUAAAAAAAAUUCCAUGAAGUGAAAAAAAUAAUUCCAGUUGAGGGCGAAAAAUCAGUUGAAGUUAAUAGUGCCGUAUACAUGGUGACAGCAAUAAUAAAUUGUUGAUUAUUGUAUUAACUAGAGAAAGUUGUUAGUGAGUAAUAAUGAUUCUGCUGGAGAUUAACAAUAGGAUACUAGAAGAGACAUUACAAACAAAAAUAAAAAAUACAUUAUCGGGACAUAAACCCGAGUCUACAGAUGUCAUAAUAGCUGACUUCGAUGGAGCUCUGUUCCACAUGUCCAAUCCCAAUGGGGAUAAGUCAAAACUUAGGAUAAGUAUUUCGCUCAAAUUCUAUGGGCAACUGAGAGAAUACGGGGCUGAUGACUUGCUCAAACGUGAAUAUGGGGCUUAUCUAGUGGAGCCAGAGUCAGGAUACAAUGUUUCUGUGCAAGUAGACUUGGAAAAUUUACCGGAGGACUGGGAGUCACUCGUUAAGAAAGUUGGUCUUCUCAAGAGGCACUGCUUCGCAAGUGUCUUCGAAAAAUACUUCGAUUUCCAGGAGAAAUACGUUGACAAUCCAGAGCAGUGUCCGAAGAGGGCAGUUAUUCACUAUCGAGACCAGGAAACAAUAUAUGUCGAGGCAAAGAGUGACCGUGUCACAGUGGUCUUCAGCACGAUAUUCAAAGACGAGGAUGACAUGGUAAUUGGGAAAAUGUUUCUGCAGGAAUUGAAGGAGGGGAGGAGAGCCAGUCAUACGGCGCCUCAGGUACUUUUCAAUCAUCGAGAACCACCCAUUGAGCUUCAAGACUGUGAUGCCGCGGUUGGAGACAGUAUUGGAUACGUAACAUUUGUUCUCUUCCCAAGACAUACGAACAGAGAAUGCCGAGACAACACGAUCGAUCUAAUCCACAUGUUCAGAAACUACCUGCAUUACCACAUCAAAUGCAGUAAGGUAUACAUUCACUCUCGAAUGCGAACUAAAACCACUGACUUCCUGAAGGUCCUCAAUCGUGCGAGAUCAGCGUCAAAGAGCACCGAGAAGAAAACAAUAACGGGUCGAACAUUCAUAAGAAAGGAGUGAAAAUCUCCAACAGUGAGGCAAUCUGAAUCGACUAAACAAAAACUGCUGAAUUAAUUGUAAAACCUGGAGAUUGAGGUGAAGUUCGUCUGGCAUUUGGGAGGAUUUAGCCAGCUGGGGGCACAUGAUGUGCCCCCAGUGGAAGGAUCUAUCUUGUUAUUCGAGAGAAUAUAUUGUCGAGUGGGUCAUAGGAACUAGGCUAAGGGAAGAAUCAAUUUUACUCAGAAAAUUUUCAAAAUAACAGAACGUUAGGACAUUCGACAUUUUCAACGAUACAGGCACUAUUCUUUAAUUUCCUUCGAUUACGAUUUUUUCACUCACACAUUCACAUCGUGUACUUACGUUGAGGGAACACAGGAGUCAUGUGUAAUUGGAGAUAACGCUGAAUUCAUUAUUUCGAGGAUAAAUAAUCAAAAAUUAAUUUUAAUUUCGUCUAUUUUGUGGUGAAGUGAUGAAAAUUAAAAAAUCAUUCUUGGUUUUCUGGAUUUAUCUCGAGAGGGAGUGGCUUUCGGGGAAAAUGUGAUAAGAAAUUUUUUUUAGAAAAUUGAAUUUCGCACAAAAAAUGUCCUAUCACUUUUUCUUAUAGAAUACUUCGUUGUGGAGAUAAGCCUGCUUUAAUGAAAGGGGAGUUGAUUUCAUCACUUCGUUAACGAAUUAGAAAACUUGAGAGGCUGAACCACUAGUGCCAGAUGAUUGUCAUUAAAUUAGUCAAGAACUUUUUUACACCGAACGUUUAAAGACUCCUCUUAUUGUCCAUCAGUAUUGUCAAAUGCAUUUCAAUGAAGCAAUCCAAUCCCAUUGAUAUACUCAAUAUUAUUUAAACGUAUUCUGUUGUUGUGCGAUGGAAUACAGCUGGCUUCCACUCCUGUAUCGUGAUGAAAUGAAUGUAAUAACGGGUUCGAAUUUAAUUGUAAUAAGAUUCUUAAAACACUUUUAACUGGAUACUAAGAGCUAUGAGGGUAAUGAGUGAGUUAAUACGAGAUAGACCUUGUUAACGAAGUGACACAAUUUUAUGUCAUAGCCACGAACCAUAGAAUAUUGUUUUUGUAACAAAUGAGUAUUUUUAUUUCCAAUCUUUACUUAUUAUAAGAUAAUAAAAAAGGAUUAAAACAUUU